AUGUCGUCGGCGGUGAGGAGUCCUCGUAAAAAAGUUCAAAGUGACACAUCCGACCCGGAUCGAACAAGUUCACCGUAUCGACUUCGGGACACUGCAAAAGUGCCAUCAAGAUAUCGAGAUGAUGAAGUAUACUUGUCACCGACUCGAACUAAUAAAAGAACUGGAUCUCCAAAGAAGUCUCCCGCAAAACGUCUGAAUGGUGGUCGAGAUUCUCCUUCUGUCAGCUCUCUGACACGGAAUUCCAGUCUUACAAUGCUCGCAAAAGCAGCUCUCGACUAUGAGUCUUCCAGUUGUGCUCUUGAAUAUAUCCCAAAAGAAGAAACUCGUCGACCGACCAGAAGAGCUCUGGCUCUUUCUCCUCCAACAACUACUAAUGCCAAUGAUCUUCUCGCGAAAGAUUUAGAAAUGAUUGAAAUGCAUCAGAAUCUUGUUGCUGGUUUAGAUGAUCUCAAUAAUCCUGAAAAUAUGACGACAGAGGCGAUGGAACAUCGAGAUGCUCAGUUAUUUUUUAACAUGUUCAGUACGGAUCAAGAGAGAACUGCAAUGAUUAAACAGUUCAAAACUUUCAAAAAUCAAACGAGUGAGGAUGUGAGCACUUUUAUGAGAUCCAAUAUAAAGAAGUUGUACAAUUUGCUUCGAUACAAAAAAGCUCGUCAAUGGGUGAUGUGUGAAUUCUUUUAUUCGGCCAUCGACCAACAAAUAUUCAAAGAAGAGAACGAGUUCGCUUCAAUAAUCAAAGAAUCAUUCCCAAACUUGAAAAACUGGAAUUUGACACGUGUUGAGUGGAGAACGAUUCGAAAAAUGCUCGGAAAGCCACGUAGAUGUUCCAAGGUAUUUUUUGAAGAGGAAAGAAUGUAUUUGGAGGAAAAGCGAAUGAAAAUUCGAAGUGUUUAUGAAGGAAGCUAUUUGAAUGAUCCGUCAAUCGAUUUAAAAGAUCUUCCAGCAAGACUUCCACGUCAAAUGGUGGUCGGAAAUAGAGUUUUCGCACGUAUACGACAUCCAUAUGAUGGUAUUUACUCUGGUUUAAUUGAUGCAGUUAUUCCGAAAGGAUUCAGAGUAAUCUUUGAUAAGUCUGAUAUACCACCAACUCUUGUCAGUGACACUGAAGUUCUUCUCGAUGGAAAAACCGAACUUCUCAGUAUUGCAUACUUCAUCGAAGAAGCCAACUCGAAACUUCCCACCGGUGUUCGCCCAUUCGUCGCGGCUGUUCGUGAUCCAAAUCGUCCACAUUUAUGUCGUGAUGAACUCGUUUCGAGAAAGAUAGAAAGAGGCGGACCGCUGAAUGGUCCGGAUGAUGAGCGAUUAACUGCGAGAAAUUCUGAAAUGGUCGGAAAUUUCCCGUUAAAGUUCUUGGUGAAUCUUGUGAAGUUGACAAAGUUGAUCGAGAUUAAAAGAGGAUUGGUCAAAAAUCUGAAUGAUUUGAAUAUAGAGGCGGAGAUGCAACAUUUGACAACUGAAAAGUAUUCCACUGUUUUUCAGGAGAAAUACGCAAGAACCAUCAUGGAUCUCGAGCAUGUAAAUCAGAAUAUUGACAUCAACAUGAAUGGAAUUCAAGAUCAUCAUAUGUACUUCUCAUCUAACGAUAUUUCCACGACAAACAUGAAGCCAGAAGCAGUGAGAAAGAUGUGUUAUCAACAAGCUGGUCGAUUUGUGGAACAUUGUAAUCAAGGAUUAAAUGUAGAAAAUGUUCAUGCCUUGACUUUGAUUCAAGCAUUGACUGCUGUUUUAUUACAGGUCCGAGCAAUGGGCACUCAAAAAAUCUCAGCAGUUGAUCUGCAAUCCCUCAGUGAUGUCAUCGCGGACAUUCGAAAUCAGAUAAAUCCCCGAAACGUUGCAUUCUUCGAAGAUUUCGUAGAAGUUCAUCUGAAGCAGUUCCAUACGAUAAUGUUGGAGACUGGAGCACUUUCUACGUCAUCUUCCACUUCGCAUUCGAAUAGAAAGUAA
Messenger RNA from Caenorhabditis remanei, 1944 nucleotides. RefSeq lists its product as uncharacterized. The record is from RefSeq and is a predicted model, not a curated record. Gene Ontology annotation, biological process: DNA-templated transcription; regulation of cell cycle; regulation of transcription by RNA polymerase II. Gene Ontology annotation, cellular component: nucleoplasm; transcription repressor complex. Bases 1 to 1944 code for a protein of 647 amino acids. NCBI's taxonomy places the organism in Eukaryota, Metazoa, Nematoda, Chromadorea, Rhabditida, Rhabditidae. Gene Ontology annotation, molecular function: DNA binding. The transcript is spliced from 9 exons.